Molecule: messenger RNA, 4631 nt
Organism: Labrus bergylta (ballan wrasse)
Lineage: Eukaryota; Metazoa; Chordata; Actinopteri; Labriformes; Labridae
Gene: grin2ba
Product: glutamate receptor, ionotropic, N-methyl D-aspartate 2B, genome duplicate a
Source: RefSeq, a predicted model, not a curated record
CAUCUACAGCUGUAUCCACGGCGUGCAGAUCGAGGAGAAGAGCAGCUCUGCGCUCAACUCGCCGUCAGCCACCAUGAACAACACCCACUCCAACAUCAUGCGCCUCCUACGCACCGCUAAGAACAUGGCCACCCUGUCCGGGGUGAACGGCUCGCCACACAGCGCUCUGGAUUUCAUCCGGCGAGAAUCCUCCGUGUACGACAUAUCAGAGCACCGGCGCAGCUUGGCGGGCCACUCGGACUGCAAGCCGGCAUACAUACCAGACGACAACAUGUUCAGCGACUACAUCAGCGAGGUGGAGAGGACGUUUGGAAACAUCCACCUGAAGGACAGUAAUCUGUACCAGGACCACUACCUCCACCACCAUGGAUCGGCACUCGGGCUCAAUGGACCGCCACCCAACAGACCGCCAAGUUUGGGCAGCGCCAGUUCUCUGGAGGGCGGGAUGUUCGACUGUGACAGCCUGGGUGGAGGCGUGGCGCCGAUCUUCAGCACGCAGCCCUGCUCGGCUCUGACUCACAGGAACAUGAGCAAGUUUGACCUGCUGUCCGGACAGACCCCUCCCUCAGGACAGAGUUUCAAGGGAGGUCUGCCAGACCUGUACGGCAAGUUCUCCUUCAAGGGCGGCGCCUCCAGCUCCACGUACAUCCCCGGACAUAACUACUGUGGAGGUCGUGGCGAGGAAGAUGGGAAUAUACGCUCGGAUGUGUCGGACAUUUCUACGCACACAGUCACCUACGGGAACCUGGAGGGUAAUGCCAAAAAACGCAAACAAUACCGAGAUAGCCUGAAAAAGAGGCCGGCCUCUGCCAAGUCCAGACGGGAGCUGGACGAGAUCGAGCUGGGCUACCGGAGGAAACCGUAUCACAUCAGCCACCACCACUACCACGGCCACCGCUCGGCCUCGCCGCCACUUUUACCCCCUGAACGGAAAAGAGGAAGUAGUGGUGGCGGGAACAACGAGGGUAACUCCUACGUCUUCAGAGAGAAGGAGAGCGUUAGGGAUUUUUAUUUGGACCAGUUUCGGCCCAAGGAGGGGGUCCCUCAGUGGGAACAUGUGGACCUCACAGAUGGCCCCGGGAGCAGAGAUGGAGGCGUGGCGCCCUGCACCACCCUGGUCCCUGUGGAUGAUUUUCUUAAGAGCAAACCUAAAAAGACAGAUUCUAAGGGUGGUGGAGGAUCUGGGCUGGCGGGGGGAGAGUGGGAGUGCAGGAACUGUCGGGCUAGCGGUGGGGGCAAACAGAUGUCCAUUCAUGGUAGUGGGUACGGUGGAGGUAUGAGCUGCGGGACCUCCGGAGGGGGAGGCAGCCGCCCCAGUUCUGCAACCUGCAUGCGCUGCGAGGGCUGUAAAAAGCAGCAGACAGGAAACCUCUAUGACAUCAGCGAGGACAACAACCACCUCUUGGAACAGAUGGGGGGGAGAAAAGGGGGCGGGGGAGGGGUAGGCCCUCCGUCUCAACCUCAGGGCCAGCAAAGGAGGAAGGGGGGAUUUGGCAAACCGCUGAGGCGACAGCACUCGUAUGACGCAUUUGUGGACCUUCAGAAAGAGGAAUCGGGAGGAAUGGGAAGUUUAAUGGGGAUUGGAGGAGUGGGGAUCGGGGGUCCGGGAAUGGGAGGGAUGCUGCCCCCGCCCAGGAGCGUUAGCUUAAAGGAGAAAGAACGCUACAUGGACGGCACAAGCCCCUUUGCACACAUAUUUGAGCGCCAUGGUGGAUCGGAGAGGGAGCGGGAAAGAGACAGGGACCCUUUGUUUUACGGAGGCGAGAGCCGGAAAGGACCCGGCUCGCCGUUUGGCCUGUUCAGGGGCGGAGACGGACUCCACCGCCGCUCCAUCGGAGAGAGAGACACGAGAGACAGGGAUCGGUCUCUGAUGGAAGGAGGCGGAGGGGGGUUCUCUUUAUCUAAAUCUCUUUACCCUGACCGGGUAAACCAAAACCCCUUUAUACCCACCUUUGGCGACGAUCAAUGUCUGAUGCACGGCGCCAAACAAUACUACAUGAAAAAGCAACAGCAGCAGCAACAAGUCGCCAAAAACAGCCGAAGUGACUUCAGAAGCCAGAUGAGUACGACGUCUUAUCUACCGGCGUCCGCCUCGGCCGGAGUGAUGUCAAACGUGGCGCCCCGGUUCCCGAAAGAGCUCAGCCUCGGUGGGAUGAACCACCACGGGUCCAUGCUGGGCGUCGGCCCCCCUCGCCCCUUCAACGGAAGCAAUGGCCAUGUGUAUGAGAAACUGUCCAGCAUUGAGUCGGACGUGUGAGAGAACAAGGAAAGGAGGAGGCAAAGGAGGGAAGGAGAGGAGGAGGCAAAAGGGGGAAGGAGAGGAGGAGGCAAAGGAGGGAAGGAGAGGAGGAGGCAAAGGAGGGAAGGAGGGGAGGAGUCGUCAUGUAGUGUACGGAGAUCAGGGAUGAUUUUAAAGACACUGUCCAUGCACUGCGACCUCGGCCCACAUUGGGACAGAAAGACGAUGUAGAGGGGGGGAGGGGUCUGAAAGGGGAGAGGGAGACUUGAAGGUUUUUGUAAGAAAUGUGCUUCAGAUUCAGGACGCCGUGAGGAGGAGGGGGAUGUAAGCGCUCUCUCAGAUUUGGCCAAAGUAACAGUUGAUUAACCCCUUUAUCUCCCCCCCCCUUUAACGCCACAAACGCACUCAACUCCAAGUCCUUUCUUUCACCCACCAGAGAGGCAGAAGUCGAUGCGCUCGGUUAUCACUGCGAAGACGAGACAUCUCAUCUCGGUUUGAUCUCAGACGUGUGAGCGAGGUGCGAUGUGACGGCCGUCUGAGAGAGGAGCGAACUGCCCCAUCUGCCCCCGAUGUCACCUCAGAAAGGAGACAUGGUCACUUCCACUCGAGCCGCCACACGGGACAUGACGAGCCCCCCCCCCCCCCCUCAGCUCGGCCUGGCCGUCUCUCUCCUCUCCUCCUCCUCAUCCCUAACGCCAAAAGAUCUGAUCUUGUUUGCUGUGAGAAAUACAAUCAUGAAUGAUAAUAAGAUAUUCUUAUAGAAAACACAGGGUAUAAGAACAACAUAAUAUUGAUAACAUUGUGAAUAACAAAGAUGUUAGUUCUGAUUAUGAUAACACUGAUUACUUUUUCUUGUUUUCUGUUCUCACUGCUGUUUUAGAAUCUGUCGUUGUAUCUCUGCUGCCCCUAGUGGCGGCAGCAGGAAGGUUGUUUUAAAUUCAACCAAACGAGCCAGAAAGACUUGAACUCUUCACUUUUCUUUUUGGAACAUUUGAUCCAUGUUCAUUCAUUUAUUUGCUCCUUGUUGGAAACAGGAUCUCAAAGACACGUUUGGAGCUGACAGAUCCUUUUUGUUGUUUUCAGACAUUGCUAAUCAAUGCACACACACACACACACACACACACACACACACACACACACAUACACACACAUACUGAAAAACAUGUUUUUGUGGGCCUGAACUUGUGUUACUGUGAACAACACGCUCCGUCACAAACUGAAGACGCUGAAGAGGAAGGACGUGCCUUAAUGGUCUCCAGUGGAUGUGUCCUCCUGAUCCCGGCCCCCCACAUGGCGGCGGCGGGCGGCGGAGGCAGCAGGACGGCCCUGCGUGUUUUCGAGGCUGCUCUCUUCGGCGUUAUGAACCAAAACUGCAGCAGCAGGGUGGAGACGCUGCUCCUGACGGUUUGGAUACAAGACGCUGUGGGUUUUAUAACUUCUUAAAUUAAUUUCAUAUGUGGAGUUUUGGGCUUUAAGAAGCCGUUGUAUUCAGGAUGUCCCACCGUCACGGAUCGACAGACGCGUCUCAUUUCACAACACGGCAGCCUUUAGACCACUUCUUUUAUUCAGGUUACAUGACGACCGUCGCCGGGCGCUUAACGUCUCUCGGACUCUCCUGGAAGCUCUGUGUGGACGCUUGUGCUGCGGCGUCGUUGAUUUGUAGGUGAAAUGAUCGUAAAUGAUGUGAUGUCGCCCCGUGAAGGCGAUGCUGAUAAAAGCUUGAGCUCAUUUGAAAUCCUUCUCUAAAAUCUCUCGACUGAGGCGUCAGGAAGCUGGCCAUCUUGUGAAAGUUCUCCGGCUCUGACUGAUGUAGAUAGUCUCCUUUCAGCCCGAGAGGCCGAAUUUAUUGCACAGGACAUUUUACUGAGUGUAGGUUCAGGCACUAAGUAGACAUGCCUUAUCGUCCCAUCGACCCCCCCCCCCCCCCCGACGCGGAGCCGUCUGAUGAUGACUCAUCAUUUUACUGUACAGAAUAAAGACGUGUCUAUUAGUUAUUUUAAAGGUUUGAUCUUCGAUUAGCCGCCGGUGUCAGAAGUUCAAGGGCUGCAGGAGUGCUGGCAGAGAUUGGAGCUGCUGGAGCGUGCAGAGAGCGAGAGCUUUGUCUUACCCCCCCAUCCUAAUGCACGGAUGUAAUGGGUUGGCGUGAGUGAGCGAGUGUGUGUGUGUGUGUGUGUGUGUGUGUGUGUGUGUGUGUGUGUGUGUGUGUGUGUGUGUGUGUGUGUGUGUGUGUGAAAGGAAAGCAAAUCACGAUUGAAUGAUAGCAGCUGUAUUUUUUUUCCCCACGAACUUGCUGAUAACUUGCUCAUACAUCCAGAGCCUCUCCUCCUCCUCUUCCUCCUCCUCCUCUUACUCCUCCUCCUCUUCCUCCUCCUCCUCUUCCUCCUCCUCCUCC